Limanda limanda (common dab) is the source of this 4532-nucleotide messenger RNA. RefSeq names its product zinc finger protein 106b (gene znf106b). Gene Ontology annotation, cellular component: cytosol; membrane. The coding region runs from base 1 to 3516 and encodes 1171 amino acids. Gene Ontology annotation, molecular function: SH3 domain binding; RNA binding. The record is from RefSeq and is a predicted model, not a curated record. The transcript is spliced from 22 exons. Lineage: Eukaryota; Metazoa; Chordata; Actinopteri; Pleuronectiformes; Pleuronectidae.
AUGGCAGUGGUUCUUCCAACCCCUCAAGGGGAUGUGAAGAAAAAGAGCAAGAUGAAACCGCAGCAGCAGCAGCGUGAGAAGCUCACCGAGUGUAUCUUGUGUCGAGAAGCCUUUUCAAGACGUGAAGCACACAAGCACAUGCACGGGAUGCCGCACCACAGAGAGCUGGAGUCAGCGCUGGGCAGGGAUGUGCUCCAUGAAUGCCAGGCGUGUAAGGUGUACGCCAUGACUUUGUGCGACUACACCAAGCACAUCUCCACUCCGCUACACAGAGCAAAGUUGCAGGGCUUGAUGUCUAGAAACACAAAGCCUGUUCCUCUGAUUAAGACUCUGAGCAAUGAAGCCAUCGCCUUGAUCCUAGAGAGAAACAAGACACUGAGGAAAGAGGAGAAGAAACAAAAGGGAAAGGAGAAAAAGAAACAGAAGCAGAUUGCGGCUCAGAAGCAUGUGGAGGAGGUACAGGAAUCCACCAAGAAAAGCGCUGGGGCUUCCAACGUGGUGAAGAUACAUAAAUCCAAAGAAGUGAACCAAAAGACAGAACAACAGAUGCAGCAAACCCUCCAGAAAGGACUGACAUGUCCGAGCAAAGGACAUGGCCUGACAACCGCCACUAUGAUGACUAUUACAGCAAGCAGUAUAGGGGAGCCACCUUGUUUGAUCACAACCCCAAUGAGCGGCCUAGAUCUUCCCAACAGGGACAAGAAAGUUCACAUCAAUCCUCUAGUACUGCCUCAGCGAACAGUUCCUCCGGUGCAGCUCCGCUCAGGGAAACCGACGUCGACCACUGUCGAAGUAACACAAGAAAUGAAUGGAUGCGCAGGCAUUGCCACAUCCUCUGAGCAAAGCAACCCAAAGGUUCGAAUCGCCCACAAACCGAGAAGAAGUCAGGCUGGGAAGGAGGCUAAACGAAAAUCGAUCAACUCAUCAGAGCCCAAGAACAAGCAGAGCUGGAGUGAGAUGUACAACGAGAGGAAAAGAGAGAAGCAGGUCAGCGUCAAAAGAAAGCCCAGGUUAAGAAUUGAGUCGUCGAACCCUCCACCACCUGAACACAGACCGGACCCUGACCUGCCUCUGUCCGAAGGCUUCCACUGGGAGUCGAUCCCAGUCAGUGCUUCAGAGACACACUUGACUUUGCCGCGGCCAGCCCAGGACACGACAGAGAUCGACUCCCACAGGGACGAACAGACCGGGUCUUUGCUGCAGGAGCCUGGCACAUCAGAUCAGGGUGCGAGCAGCCACACGGUCACAGCCGCCCCCGUCAAUGUAGAGCCAAGCGUGGAGCUGGAGAAUGGAGGUUUGAGUCGUGGCAACAAGAGGAAGCUCAACAAUGAUGAGAUUCCUAAAAAGGUGACAAAUAGAAAAAAGAGAAGAACAAUUACAAAGAAAGAUCAGGGUCAAAUGGACCAGCUGCUGGCCGUGUCUCUGAGGGAGGACGAGCUGAGCCACUCGCUGCAGGAUUUGGACAUUUCUCUGAUCCAGGCUCGAAGCGCGCUGCAGGUGGCCUACGCAGAGGUCCAGAGAAUUCUGUUCCUGAGAGAGCAGUUUUCUGCUGAGGUCAAGACUCUGAGAGCCAUACGCAUUGAGAUCCUGCAGGGGAUGCAAGAGGGCUUCUCAGGAGCGUCUAACAUAACCACCGCCUCAUCAGCAGACGUUGCUGCUCCCCUGCAACCACGACACUCCCCCCUUCCUUCCUCUAGUGCCUUCCUGGCUUCGUCCAGCCAGCAACGGUCUGCCACGACCUCAGCAUCUCCCAUCUCCCAUCCUCGUCCGACUCCCACGAGAGUAAAGGAAGAAGCCACAGCUUUACAGGCCGGACAGUUUGUCUCCUCCAGCACCGACGCACCUCACGUACCUCCGAACCAACCUGUGCCUUCAUUUCCCUCUGAGCUUCCCCCCUCACUGCUGCUCAGACCGUCACACCCAGCUGCUCCCACGACCUCUGCUGCUGCUGCCUCGACAUCAGUGAACACACGUCUGCAGCAGUGGCAUGAGUCAAGGGAGGCGUCAAAGGACUGUGUUAGGGCGACAGACCUACCAGCAUGGAUGAUUCUGAGUGAUAUUAAGGAAGAGGCGGGAGGAAAUCUUGGCAGGAGAGCGGCAGAUAAGCCUUUUCCUGAAAUAGUUCAAAACGCAUCCACUGCAGCACUAGUCAAUGAUGAUGGGAACGAGAGCGACGACUCCGUGAAAAUGAUGGAGCCCCCCAAACCGGUGGUUAUCACCAUCGAUGAAUCGGACGACGAGGACUUACACAAGGCUGUCCCGGAUGUUUCAGCUCAUCCAGAGCAGCAGGUUUCAAAUGUGGAGUUGAGUUCUGCCGGCACGCAGACGAUUCAGCAAAAGGAGGUUGACAGAAAGAUUCAGAUUUAUUUUCCAGUGAAAGCUGAAAAAUCUCCUGCAGAGUGUGUUGAGGAGGAGGAGCUGUCCCUGGGAGAGUUUCUUGGUCACACCGGGCCCGUGCACGGCAUGCAAGUCCACGGGUCCCUGUUGUACACAUGUUCAGGGGACAACACAGCACGGGCCUACUGUCUGAGGACCAGGGAGUGCAAAGCCGUGUUUCAGGGUCACUCAAACAAAGUCAACUGUCUGCUGGUGUCAUUGCUCCCCCACUCCCCGACGGCUCGUCUCUACACCGGAUCAAGUGACCAGACCAUCCGCUGCUACAGCGCCAAGUCAAAUAAGUGUCUGCAGCAAACCUGUUUACCAGACAGAGUGCUGUGUUUGCACAUAGCCUGGAACACUCUGUACGCUGGACUCGCCAAUGGAUCAGUCGUCCGCUACGAUUUAAGGACCCUGAGGCAGCUCGAUGUGUUUGAAUGCCACGGCCCUCGGGGGGUGAGCUGUAUGGGCACGUCGCAGGAGGGCGCCUGCCGGAUGCUGCUGGUCGGCUCCUACGACAGCACCAUCAGCGUACGGGACGCCGAGACCGGCCUGCUGCUGCGCUCGCUGGAAGGUCACACCAAGACGGUUCUCUGUAUGAAGGUGGUGAACGACCUGGUCUUCAGCGGCUCCAGUGACACAUCAGUUCACGCCCACAACUUCCAUACGGGAGAGUUGCUUCGUAUCUACAAGGGUCACGGUCACGCUGUCACGUCAAUCGUCAUCUUGGGGAAGUUGAUGGUGACGGCCUGUCUGGAUCAGCUGGUCCGAGUUUAUGAGCUACAGUCCCACGACUGCCUGCAGGUGUACAAGGUUCACAGUGACAUGGUGAUGUGCAUGACCCUUCAUAAGAGUGUGAUCUACACAGGCUGCUACGACGGCAGCGUUCAAGCUGUGAAGCUCAACUUGCUGAAAAACUACCGCUGCUGGUGGCAGAACUGCUCUCUUAUUUUCGGCGUGGAGGAGCACCUUCUGCAGCAUCUUGUUCGAGAUCACAGCAAACCCAGUCUGCACAUGGCGAAAUGUCGCUGGAGAGGCUGUGACAAGUUCUUCUCCACACAAGUGUCGGUUCAACAGAAGCUGCCUGACCACAUGCAGAACCACGUGAAAAACGACAGUGAAGUGGAGGGUCAGCCAUGAAUAUAGUUCUCAUGUUGUUUCAGGAUUUCUUUUGUUGUUUCUUUUCAUUCUUUCAGCAUCUCAGCCUCUAAUCCCUUGUGAAAAAAGGUCUGAACUCCACUUGAUCACCUGAAGCUGUUACAUGAAGAGACCGAGACGUUCAGGGUCAAACUGAACUCAUUCAGUCUCUAAUUUACCAGCGAUUAAACUUCAUUUGUAGAGCCAAAUAAUUCGUUACCCAUUUUUGGGGGAUCAACAUGUUUUUAUUUGGUUGUCACUGUGAAUACAUGACACCAUAGAAUGUACAGCACUUAAUACGCCUCUUCAGAACUGGCAUAUGCAAAGCAACUAUGCUGCACUGAUAUAAUCAGCUCAGUAUGUUUGUCAAGCAGCUCAUCUUGUCAAUUGAAGUUAAAGCUGCCGUGUUUUGCUUCACAUUGACGGUUGGCUCUAACGUGGAGGUUGUGGUUUUUUUUUGUCUUGAGUAUUUGAGGUAAAGGAGAGAAUGAAAGCUGAACAGGGAAAAAAUUUGAUGAAAUCGAAUCCCUCAUCUAUCGGCUCACUUGAUAACUCCCUCGUCCUAAUCUAUUCUUCUGAAUUGCCUGCUAGUUCACUUUAUGGUUUCCUGAAGGUGCUGUUCAGGCUUUUAACUCCAGAUUUAAAAAUCUAAAGUCUGAUAUUCAACAACCUGUGGUUUACAUGUAAAGUUAUUUCAGGUUUGUGUUUUUUUGUUUUCUAACCCCGACCGUUUCAUUAAUUUCUUCCUCAGACUCUUGUGAGAACUUGGAUCAAUAAUCAUAAUUAUGCAUUAAAUGUGGAAAUCAUGUAACUUUACACAUUUCUGGGAGAAUUCCUUUGGAGGAAACCCUCUUGUCCUCUAAGUGACUUUAUACAACACAUCAUCUUUCUGAGGGAUGGAAGAAAAAAGUGACAGUUGUUAUAAGUUGAUAGAUAUAUAGUUAACUUGAACGAGGCUGUAUUCAUGUUAUGGUCUGUAUUUCACUUCACUCACAUAAAAGCCAUAUUGUAAGCAAUAA